UUAUUUUUGAUGUUUUGAUUAUAUUUAUUUGUUUCAGGUAGAUCCUGAAUGAUAUUUUUUAUGGUAGUCUUAUUUUGAUUGCUAGUGGUUGUGAUAUUACCUAUUGCCUCUUAUUCUUAUAUUAUGUUUUUUUUUAGAUUGAUCUUGCCUUCAAUCGAGGAUUUAUGAGAAAUAAUUUUUCACGAACAACAUAUAUUUUAGUCUCUCGAGAUCUCACUUUGUAAAAAUAACAUGAAUAUAUUGUUAUUUUUAUUUUUUUUCAAGAUUUCAAUCAAAAUACGAACUAUUAUAAUGAUUAAGGAACAAGAAUAUAUUCUGCAUCAUCAUGUCCAGGCCCUGUGUGGCUGUCGGUGGAAACUCAAAUUUAAGUGUGGAUAUUUUCUUGGUCAUUUCAAGGCCACACUUUACAAUUAACUAUGUCAUAUAUUUUAUGAAAAAGAAACGUGCAUUUUAAAAUUCUUACACUUUUAACUUUUAGGCUUUUCCUCUUCAUUUUUCUACAACUCUUGGAGAAACAGAAAAAUGGCAAAAGAAGUGAGCAACAAACAGGUCAUUUUAAAACACUAUGUCACUGGUUACCUUAAUGAAUCUGAUAUGGAACUCAAGAACUCCACCAUUAAAUUGGAUGCUCCAAAAGGUUCUAAUGUUGUUGUUUUGAAGAAUCUUUACUUGUCUUGUGACCCUUAUAUGCGUACACGUAUGAAGAAAAUUGAGGGUAGCUAUAUUGACUCCUUCACUGCUGGCUCUCCUAUCACGGGAUAUGGAGUGGCCAAAGUAUUGGAGUCUGGUGAUUCGAACUUUGAGAAAGGUGACUUAGUUUGGGGAAUGACUGGAUGGGAGGAGUAUAGUAUUGUAACACCUACUCAGAGUACUCUGUUUAAAAUUCAUGACAAAGAUGUGCCUCUUUCCUACUAUACAGGAAUCCUUGGGAUGCCUGGGAUGACAGCUUAUAUUGGAUUUUAUGAGAUUUGCUCCCCUAAGAUGGGAGAAACUGUCUAUAUUUCAGCUGCUUCUGGAGCAGUUGGUCAACUUGUUGGGCAAUUUGCAAAGAUGCUAGGUUGCUAUGUUGUUGGUAGUGCUGGAAGCAAAGAAAAGGUUGAUCUGUUGAAGAGCAAGUUUGGCUUUGAUGAAGCUUUUAACUACAAAGAGGAACAUGAUUUAAAUGCAGCUUUGAAGAGGUACUUCCCUGAUGGAAUUGACAUUUACUUUGAGAAUGUUGGAGGGAAAAUGCUUGAUGCGGUUCUUGUGAACAUGAAACUCCAUGGUCGUAUUGCUGUGUGUGGGAUGAUCUCACAAUACAACCUUGAAACCACAGAAGGAGUGCACAACUUGUUCUGCCUCAUCACAAAACGAAUUAGAAUGGAAGGAUUUAUUGUUUUUGAUCACUACCAUCUCUACCCUAAAUAUUUGGAAAUGAUCAUUCCACAAAUAAAAGAUGGUAAGAUCGCGUACAUCGAAGACGUAGCUGAAGGCCUCGAAAACGCUCCUAAUGCUCUAGUUGGUCUCUUCUCCGGUCGCAACGUUGGAAAGCAAGUUGUGAUGAUUUCGCGUGAAUGAAUGUAUUCGGUUCCUUUUUAUUUCCUCAAGUUCUUAAUUCGAUAAGACACGUGUUAUGAUUAAAAAAAAGAGAUUGAGAUGCGUGAAUAUGUUGCUUGUAAAGCAAUGAUGAGAAUAAUAAUAUCUCAUGGAAUUGAAUGUUGGGACCCCUAAAGAAAGAGUUUAAGUUUGGUGCACCCUCAAUAUAUCACUGUUUUACCCCAUCAA
Capsicum annuum is the source of this 1764-nucleotide messenger RNA. Its product is annotated as 2-alkenal reductase (NADP(+)-dependent). The transcript has 5 exons. Lineage: Eukaryota; Viridiplantae; Streptophyta; Magnoliopsida; Solanales; Solanaceae. Gene Ontology annotation, molecular function: 2-alkenal reductase [NAD(P)H] activity. The coding region runs from base 523 to 1557 and encodes 344 amino acids. The record is from RefSeq and is a predicted model, not a curated record.